UUACUUUUUGUAUUACUAUUAUUGUAUUACUAUUAUUUGUAUUAAUAUGUUUUGUUUAUUCAAAAUUGUAUUAAUUUAAUAUUUAAUAAUUACACAUUUUCAUUAUACAGGUAAAGCUAAUAGAAUUAACUAAAUUAUCUGAUUAAAAAAACCCGAAGUUGAAAGCUUAUUAAUAUUUUUAUAAUUAUUAAAUAUAUUUAUCAAUCGCUUUGCAGGUGUCAACUUGAGAUUUAUGCGAUAUCUCUGUGAUUCAUUAAUUAAUAACACAAAUCUCUUAAGAAAACAGGGGCAAACUUCAAUAUCGAGAUGUCAUUGGUUUUUACCAGUAUGCAUCAAUAUAAAAUCAGAUAAAGCAAAUCUCGAUGGGUUUGUCCGUGCGAUUGUUAUCAAAUGUAUAUCUCAUGUAUUUUUCAUCGCGAAAGAUUUCUCUGAUAUCGAGACGCAAGCGAUCAAUUUCCGAAAGGAAUAAGAACGAGUGCCAAUAAAGGCGUGGAACAAGGAUGGCCAGGGUGGACGAAAAAAAUUUGUGUUUUACGACACGUUAUUCGACGGCGACGCCGGGAAUUGGUGACCGACUAAACUCGGCCAAUCGGAAGUCUCUCGUGUUUAAUGGCAGAAAAAAGCCCGGCAACGGUGCGGGGAGCAAAGCGGUUCUUUUACUCCCUUUAGUGUUAUGUUCGUGUUACAUUGCUUGCCUUUCAGGAAGGUUUGCGGACAAAGAAAGACUCUGGGACGAUUCUAUGGUGCCGGAGAAGCGGAGAGGUUGCCCGCUAGAAAGUGGCAGAAAAGGUGGCCGUAACAAAUCCUCCGCAAGUAAUCGAGGUCGUGCCUCGGCAAGGCGACACGAUAAAAUACCCCCGAGACGAAGGAGACCGUUGCUCGAGUGCCGGCACCACUAUGAACUCUGACAGGGCGCAAUGGGUAGGGACGAUACAACGAGGAUUGUACCCUGAGCAGUAAUGGGAACUUUUAAAGAUUGCACGUGAGGAAGAUAUAUUCGAGAAUGCGGGAGGGAAAAGGAGUUCGUGAGAGUAGUAUUGUAUAAGACAGUGAGGUAUUGCCACCAGCCAUCAGUACAAAAUAUUUCCCGAACACGUGACAAUUUUAGUUUUAAAGUGACUGGGGAUGUUCUACCGUAGAUUAGAAAAUAUAUAUCAAUAAUUUUAAUUAUAAUCUUAUGUAUCCAGUAGUAAAAGAGAACUUUUUCAGGUAAAAUAUUAUCUAAUUGUUUAGAAUAAUUGGUCAAUAUAAAGAAAAGACAAUGAGUUAAACAAAUAUCUUAUUUACCUUUGUAAUGGCAUUUAGAAACUAAGACUAGAUUGUUAUGUAAAUUAUAAUUUUUUCAAUUUAUUUUUGAAUUAUUAUCUGUCCCAAAACAAUCAACGAAAUAUAUAAACGCAAGGUGGGCAAAAAAUUAUAAUUUUGAAAAUUCUAUUAUUAUGGAAUAACAAAUGAGAGAAUUCUUAGCGGUUAGUAUGAGUGACUUUUACACCGCAGAGACGCGAGGGGAAAGGUGAGCAGCGAUAAAGAACUGUAGGGGUUAGCAACCCUAGUGGACGCGCACGAGUUCGCUUGUAUUUCAAUGUCGGGACAUCCGGCCGGGACGACGAGUGAUGUGGUCUGCUACCCUCGUACAUCCGGCCUUCGCCAAACACUGCCGUGUGCGUUCGCCCUGCCGUAUGUUUACGCGGGUUCAACUUUCCUCGGCGUCACAGGCCUGACUGUCACGAGGUGACCGUCUAACGCACGACCCUUCAACCCGUGACGCGCAAACCGCGUCAUUGCGGGUUACGUAGUAAUACACCUGCAUGCGCACCACGAAAAAUGCUAUGUGAGCGAGGAGAAAGCUCGGGAAUGCAAAGCCGCUAGGUAAAGUUUGUUGACAACGUCUUUGCCGUGUGGCUUUGUGAUUUAGCCCUUUUACAAAUAGGUUUAAAGUUUCAAAAUGGAACACACUGAAAUAGUUACCGGAAGAACUAUUAUGUACUCGUAUACGCAAAUUAGAGUUUUCCAUUAUCUUUCGAAUGAAUAAUAGAAGCAUAUAAAUUAUUUAUAUAAAUUUUAUAUAUAAUUAUGUAUAAGUAAAUAAAUUUUUUAAAAUAUUUAAAAUUUUCUGAAUUGAAAAAAUAUAAAUUUAGAUUUUUAACUCUAAUUGGUAUUUGCUCUAAAAUUUUCUUAACUAGUAUUUGCAACUCACAAUCAGUAUAAUAAAAAAAAACUAUAAAUUGUUAUAUUUUCUUUUAAAUUUAAUUAUAUAAUUUUUUACAUUAAAGAUCAAAAAAAAGAAAUAAGAUUCUGUAACUUAAAAUAUGUCAAGUUAUGAAAAACACUUAUACCAUAAAUUUCUCAAAACGCUAUUUGUAAAAUUGACUUAUAAUUAAAAGAAAUCACUGGACUUGCAAAUUACAGUUAAGUUUAUGAUAAUUUAAAUUUGGCUAUAAAAGAUCUAUUAAGAGAUUUAUUAAGACAGAACUAAUAAAAAAUUAGAAUUAUUUAUUUCUAGUUUAAUAAAAAAGUAUCAAAUUAAAAAAUAAAUUAGAUUAUAUCAAUUUUUAUAAUAGCAUUAUUAUUUAAUUAUUAAAAAAGAUCAGGAAAUAUGAAUAAAUAAUUAUUAUGAUGUUCUUUCCUAGUUAUCAAAUUACGAAUUUAAUAAUUAUCCAUAGCUUUGCUAUAUUAUUAUAAAGUUCUAUAUUUACAUGGCCAUCAAAUAUAAAGAAUAUAGCAUAAAUUACAUAUACUUAAAUUUUUGUACUAAUAUUGUAACAUAAGGUGUGUGUAUGUGAGACUGUGCUAAAUCUCACUAAAUAUUAUUUCAGGAAAUUCAUUUAAUAACGAUUUUGAGUGACAAUUAAUAAUACGGAUUAUUAUUGAAAAUUACAAUAGUAUACAUGAUUAUGCAAGUAAAUUGUUCAAUCACUCAUUUGCAUUAAUUAGAUACUCUGUUCAUUAGGAUAUCUGAGUUAAUAUCUUUUAUUGAAUGUGUUAUGUAAAAUUAAUAAUUUUUAUUUUUUAAAUAACUAUAUAUAAACUACUGGACAAAA
Monomorium pharaonis (pharaoh ant) is the source of this 3041-nucleotide messenger RNA. RefSeq lists its product as uncharacterized. The coding region runs from base 501 to 908 and encodes 135 amino acids. The transcript has 2 exons. The record is from RefSeq and is a predicted model, not a curated record. NCBI's taxonomy places the organism in Eukaryota, Metazoa, Arthropoda, Insecta, Hymenoptera, Formicidae.